Molecule: messenger RNA, 2201 nt
Organism: Hippopotamus amphibius kiboko
Lineage: Eukaryota; Metazoa; Chordata; Mammalia; Artiodactyla; Hippopotamidae
Gene: ARMCX5
Product: armadillo repeat containing X-linked 5
Exons: 1
Coding region: 388-1884 (498 amino acids)
Source: RefSeq, a predicted model, not a curated record
CCUGAGUGAGCUUCCUCUGCACGUUGUUUAUAUCACUGGCAGAGCCUAUAGUUGAAAAAGGGGCUGAGUGACAACUGGACUUUGUAUGAAAACACCAACCUGGGAGAGACCUUCAGUCAAGGCUGAGACAGGGGUGGGGAUACAUAACUUGGCCUUACCUCUAACUUGGAGCAUGACUGGCUUUGGGGCUAAGGCAGGGGCAGAGGAGGGGCUGAGGCUGGCCUGAAAGCUGGAAUCAGUGGCCUUGCCAACACUAGAGCAAAGGCUAAAAUCCAAGCCAAGGCAGUGGCUGAGGCAGGACCAGAAACAGGACCAGUGACCCAGGCCAAGGCUGGGGAUGGAGCAGUGGCCAGGACACAGACAGUGACCUACGCUGAGGACGUGGCUAUGACAAGGGAAGUGAGCAAGAUGGAAGCUAAGACUAAGACUAGAGUUGUGGCUGAGACUAAGGCAAACCCCUCAACAGAACCUGGUGUAGUGUCUCAAACCAAGUCAAAGGCCAUGCCUAUGUCCAGGGUCAGUGCUGUGACCAAGUAUGAAGUCAAGGCUGAUGCUGGAAGUGAAGCCAAUGUCAGAUCCUUUGCCAAGGCUGAUGAUAAAGACAAUAUUGGGUCCAGGUCCCAGAGAAGGAGGGAGCCCAGCAUCAAGUUGAGGGUUGGGGACAGAGCUGGUAUUGUAAUCGAGUCCAGUGAUGAGGCUGAAGAAAAUGUCUGCUCUUGGUUUUGGACUGGAGAAGAGCCUAGUGUAGGAUCCUGGUUCUGGCCUGAAGAAGAGACCCCUUUUCAAGUGUAUAAGCCUCCACCCAAGAUCCAGGAAAAGCCCAAGCCCGCACCCAGACCCAAACCCGAACUUACUAUAAAGCAAAAAGCGGCAGCAUGGUCAAGGGCCAGGUUUUGUGUCCUAGUCCCAAUAGAGGGAGGGGAGAGAUCCUUGCCUCCAGAAGGGAACUGGACUCUGGUUGAGACCUUGAUUGAAACUCCUCUGGGGAUUCGGCCUCUGACCAAGAUCCCACCCUAUAAUGGGCCUUACUUCCAGACCUUAGCUGAGCUCAAAAAACAGGUUAAAUAUAGGGAAAAGUAUGGGCCCAAUCCAAAAGCCUGCCGCUGCAAAUCACGUGUUUUUAGUUUAGAGCCUAAAGAGUUUGAUAAACUCGUUGCCCUACUUAAGUUAACUAGGGAUCCUUUCAUUCAUGAAAUAGCUACAAUGAUAAUGGGUAUCAGCCCUGCUUAUCCAUUUACCCAAGAUAUAAUUCAUGAUGUAGGUAUUACUGUUAUGAUUGAAAACUUGGUCAAUAAUCCUAAUGUUAAAGAACACCCUAGAGCUUUAAAUAUGGUAGAUGACAACUCUGAGUCUUCUGGAGAACCAAAAACAGAAGAAUCAUACAUAAAUCAAGUUUGUAAGGACAUAAUCUCUUAUCCUUUGAAUUCCCCUGUGCAACUGGCUGGACUGAAAUUAUUAGUGCAGCUAAGUGUUAAAUUUGAGGACCACCAUGUGAUUGUCAAUUACAUUCCAGAUUUCCUCACCUUGUUAAAUAAUGGAAGUGUCAAAACCAAGUUUUAUGUUUUAAAAGUGUUUUCGCGCUUGUCUAAAAAUCAAGCCAAUACAAGAGAACUGAUCAGUGCCAAAGUACUAUCAUCGUUGGUUGCGCCCUUUAACAAAAAUGAGUCAAAGGCCAAUAUUCUUAAUAUCAUUGAAAUAUUUGAGAAUAUAAAUUUCCAGUUCAAAAAGAAGGUGAAGCUGUUUACCAAGGAAGAGUUCACUAAAUCUGAACUUAUUUCCAUAUUCCAGGAAGCAAAAGAGUUUGGUCAGAAACUACAAGACUUAGCAGAGCACAGUGAUCCUGAGGUGAGAGAUAAAGUUAUACGAUUAAUACUCAAACUCUGAAUAGCCGUAUGUUCUCACAAAGCCUUGAGCAAUUUUUUGGUGUUGUAAUAUGAAACCAAUGCAUAUUAUAAGUUCAAUAUUUAUGCUAUCUGUGCUGAUUGAAGAAGCCAAUUUUAUGAAUACCAAAUGACCUUGAGAGCUUGAAUGUUUGUUGAUUUUUAUUGUGCUAUACAACUUUAGGUAUUUCUAGUAUUUCUGCAAUAUGACCUAAUAAUGAACCUAUUCAUCCUGAGUAAGCUAUACUUCUGUGCUUUAUAUUGACAUAAGUGUAUUCAUUUAAGACUUCAUUUACAUGUAAAUAAAGUUGCAUACUUAAA